Molecule: messenger RNA, 468 nt
Organism: Pestalotiopsis fici W106-1
Lineage: Eukaryota; Fungi; Ascomycota; Sordariomycetes; Amphisphaeriales; Sporocadaceae
Exons: 1
Coding region: 1-468 (155 amino acids)
Source: RefSeq, a predicted model, not a curated record
AUGAGCUCAUCCGACCAAAUUUCCCGAACUUAUCCCAAAACCGGCCUGCGCGCCAUCACGCCCGCCUCAAACUGGGCCGACGACGACAAGUCGCACCCGGGCUUUGUCGUCCACGGUACCGACGACAACCCGGGCAAAAAGGCCUACUACAUCCACCUCGAAGCCAAGCCGGGCAAGGAGGAGCUCGUGGCCGAGUUCCUGCGCGACAUCAACCGGGGCGUCCUCCAGGAGCCGGGCACCGGUCCUUGGUUUGGUCUCCGCUACUCGCAGACCACCUUUGCCAUUUUCGAGGCCUUUUCGUCCUCUCAGCAUCGCACCGAUCAUGAUAAUGGGCCAGGUGGGCGUAAUUUCUUACGUGUUGACUUGCUCAAGGAUAUGUUGGCGUAUCCGGCCCAGAUUCACAGGCUGGACGUGUUGCAUGGAAAGGGUGUGUUUGGACAGGAUCUGCUGCCGCUGCCGGAGCCUUGA